Messenger RNA from Strongylocentrotus purpuratus (purple sea urchin), 1475 nucleotides. RefSeq lists its product as uncharacterized. Gene Ontology annotation, molecular function: nucleic acid binding; zinc ion binding. NCBI's taxonomy places the organism in Eukaryota, Metazoa, Echinodermata, Echinoidea, Camarodonta, Strongylocentrotidae. Bases 186 to 839 code for a protein of 217 amino acids. The transcript is spliced from 2 exons. The record is from RefSeq and is a predicted model, not a curated record.
UUUAUGUUCGUUAUCGAACGCAUACCUUCGCGAACAGCUGCAUUAUGUAAUCUUUUGUUAUAUGCAUUCUCGUUAUUCGAGAUUCGAGCUUACACGCUCAUUCUCGGUUAUGCAGUCAGAGCUCUCGGUUCUUAUACUUAUAGGCCUAACAAGUACUUCAAGCUAACUGCCACACCCAUAACGAUAUGGACGAAAUUCCCGCCGCCUCGAACGAAGAAAUCCUGUCGGCCAUCCACGCCUUACAGCGCCGGGUUGACACCUGCACAUCGACGGUUCAACAACCCAAACCCAUCCCAGCAUUCAAGAGCGAAGGGAACAAACAACAGUUUGAACACUCUAAAAAGGUCGAAAGAUUGAUUGAGAGAGGCAUCGCCCUAAACGAGCAGGGGGAUUUUGACACGACAGCGCUAACCCUGAAGGAAGCACUCCGAGAACUUAAUGACAGGCAAAAGCUGAUAAGAAUCGCUGACCGGUCGCCACUCGGAUGGUCAACUGUAAACGAAUAUGUCGCCGAUGAACUUGCCGACGACUCCGGCGAUGAGAAGCGUCUUCGAAAGGCGGAGAAAGCCGCUUCUGCAAAAAGAGCGGAAUCUUCGGCCAAAAGGUCGACCCGGGGAAGGCCCCGCCCAUAUCCUCGCCCUGCUCAACGCCCUGUUGGUUCUUUUCGCCGCUUCCCGGCCACCUUCACACCAAAUUUUCAGCGCCGCUACGAUAACCGUGUCUGCUUCCAGUGCGGCAUCGCCGGUCACGUCCGUACCAGUUGUCCAGCUAUCAGAGCCAGUCGACAGCCAUUACGCCAGCAACCAGGGCCCCCAGGCGUCACCCAAGGAACCCUUUAGAGUGAAGCUACCACCAGGAGUCAAAGGUAGACUUAAACGAUCUUAUAAUUUUUGGAAGUCUGAGCUUAAAGCCACACCAUUUAUUCUUGAUAUUAUCAAUGAAGGCUAUAAGUUACCUUUUGACAUAUUUCCCCCUCAGUUUUAUGCAAAGAAUAACAGAUCGAGUUUGAAUCAUUCUGAGUUUGUUGAGACGGCCAUUGCCGAUUUGUUGAAAAGACAGUGCGUCGUCGAAGUAAAAUCACGUCCCACAUGCUGCAAUCCAUUAACAGUCGCUGAAGGCAAAAAGUUACGAUUGGUUCUGGACCUACGCCACCCAAAUAAAUAUGUUAAGAAGUUUAAAUUCAAGUAUGAAGAUUUACCCCACAUUUCACAAGUACUCGGUCCAAACCAAUUUUAUUUCUCUUUCGAUCUGGAAUCCGGAUAUCAUCACGUCGAUAUCUUCCCCCCACACCAGCAAUACUUAGGCUUCUCCUGGGUUCAUAAUGAUUCAAUCGUUAGAUAUUACAUAUUCACGGUUCUACCUUUUGGCCUCAACAGCGCAUGUUACUUGUUUACCAAGCUAACUAGACCAUUAGUCUAUUACUGGCGCGCCCGCGGCAUUAUUUCCUUCGUUUAUAUCGACGACGGUCUCGUCAU